GUUCCAGGCCAGAGGCGGUGACUCCAGAUCAGCCGGAGGGCGGCUCGAUCAGCGCGGGGACAGAGGGACACCGGGCAGGUGGCUGGGCGCCUGGGGAGAGGAAAAGAGGGGCGUGGCAGGAAGCGCGAGGGCGGAGCCUGCUGGGCGGUGGCGGCCGCGGCGGGAGCGGCCCGGGAGGUCGGCAUGGCCGGCGUGGGCCUCGGCGCCGCCGUCCCGGUGUGGCUGUGCGAGGAGGACCUGGCUUGCGUCAUCUGUCAAGGGCUCCUGGACUGGCCGGCCACGCUGCCCUGCGGUCACAGCUUCUGCCGAGAGUGCCUGGCCAGCCUGUGGGGAGCGCAGUUCAAGGGCGUGGCAGGCCGGGCCUGGGCCUGCCCCACCUGCCGGGAGGGCCCGGAGACGCAGCCCGCCCUGCGCAAGAACACCCUGCUGCAAGACCUGGCUGACAAGUUCAGACGCGCCGCGCAGGAGCCCGAGGCGGGCCUCGAACCCGCACCCUCGACGUCGCCGCGCCGCAUCGCGCAGCCGGUAGCAGUACAGAAAAGCACCACACAAGUUGCCCAGGAGCUGACAGAAUUGGUCCAACAGCUUGUGGACAUUGUCAAGAACCUUCAGAAGCAGAUACUCAGCUCAGAAUCUAGACGGGACAAUAAGCUGGACAUCCUGGGCAUGGUUUCUUUCUCUGGGGCGGAACAUUCCUUGAUUUUGCCAAAGCUAGUGACUUCCAACACAUCUGAGGAGAAAAUAAGUGAUAUUCUCCAUGAUCUAGAAGAAAUUCAGGAAAAAUUGCAAGGGAAUGUCACAUGCAAAGAUGGUCCUGCAGAACACAUACAGGAAAUGCCGUCUUCCUCUUCAUGCCUGCUGCCUGAUCAAAGGUGCUCUGUACCCAGGAGAGCAUCUCAGUUUGCCCUAUGGGCCAUCAGUCCAACCUUUGACUUGAGGAGCCUCUCCUGUAGCCUGGAGGUGUCCAACAAUUGCCGGACAGUAACCGUGUCUCGCUGUCUACAAUCUUAUAGCUGGAGUCCUGAGAGAUUUUUAAUCAGCCAGGUCUUAUGUUCCCAAGCCCUCUCUUCUGGGAAGAAGUACUGGGAAGUGGACACUAGGUACUGCAACCACUGGGCUGUUGGGGUGGCUUCUUGGGGCAUGAGCCGGCACCAGAUGCUGGGAAGGACUGUGGACUCAUGGUGUAUAGAGUGGAAGGGGACUGGUCGGUUGUCUGCCUGGGCCAUGAUGAAGAAAACUGACCUUGACUCAGAUUGCCCUGAGGUUGUAGGCAUAUGGCUGGACCUUGAGGCAAGAAAGCUUGCCUUCUACUCAGUUGGCAAUCAGGAUAGGCUUCUGUAUGAGUGUGAAGUUUCUGCCUCUCCUCUGCAUCCUGCCUUCUGGCUGUAUGGCUUAAGUCCUGGAAAUUCCCUGGAAAUAAAGCAAGUAAAGACAUAAAGGUUCCCCAGGGGUUAGAGCAAUGGCUUCCUGGUCUGUCUGAUAAGUGGCAGUUUAGGAAUUCUACUUAUAGCCAGGUGCGGUGGUGCAUGCCUUUAAUCCUAGCACUCUGAAGGCAGAAGUAGGUGGAUCUCUGUGAGUUAGAGGCCAGCCUACAUAGUGAAUUCCAGGCCAGCCAGGGCUACAUAGUGAGACCCUGUCUCAAAAACAAAGCAAAACAACAACAACAAAAACAAAACAAAACAAAACAAAAAAACAGCUGGAUGUGGAAGCACAUACCUUUAAUCCCAGAACUGGGGAGGAAGAGGCAGGUGGUAUAUGACUAACUAAGCAGGGUUGAGGUCUUUGAACCUUGCACAUUUCAGAGAAAGGGCUGGCCUCUGACUGGCACCUGGGAGAUGACCUCUAAGGCAUUGGAAUAGCCUGCCUAAUAAGAGUGACUUUGUUUACCUGGGGCUUUGGACCAUUCACCAGGGAAGGAGGCUCAGCCAGCCUUGUGGGCAGUGAGACAUGCCUACAUGACUGAUCCCCCCAACUAAAAGCCCUAGAUACCAAAGCUUGGGUGAGCAUCCCCAGUUGGCAGUACACCAUCCAUGUCCCUACAUAUCACUGUUGGAAUGGGGAGCACUGUCCUCGAGACUAGUGGCAGAGGGUAAUUGGGAGCCUUUGUGGAGUCUACCUUGUGUGUCUUUUUCUACUGAUGAUUUUAUUUUGUGGCCUUUCAUUGUAAUAAACUGAAAUGUGUAUUACA
This is a messenger RNA of Nannospalax galili (Upper Galilee mountains blind mole rat), 2188 nucleotides long. It is a transcript of the gene Rnf135, whose product is annotated as ring finger protein 135. The record is from RefSeq and is a predicted model, not a curated record. Gene Ontology annotation, cellular component: cytoplasm. The transcript is spliced from 5 exons. Gene Ontology annotation, molecular function: ubiquitin-protein transferase activity; protein binding; ribonucleoprotein complex binding. NCBI's taxonomy places the organism in Eukaryota, Metazoa, Chordata, Mammalia, Rodentia, Spalacidae. The coding region runs from base 184 to 1437 and encodes 417 amino acids. Gene Ontology annotation, biological process: regulation of innate immune response.